Aspergillus vadensis CBS 113365 is the source of this 498-nucleotide messenger RNA. RefSeq lists its product as uncharacterized. The record is from RefSeq and is a predicted model, not a curated record. The coding region runs from base 1 to 498 and encodes 165 amino acids. The transcript is spliced from 6 exons. Lineage: Eukaryota; Fungi; Ascomycota; Eurotiomycetes; Eurotiales; Aspergillaceae.
AUGAAGGUUUCAUGUGAGAGUGAUUGGGCUGCGGGUCUGCAGGUAAUGGAGCGAACCUCGACAACAGAGUUAUCAGAUGAGCCCGACGACAUGUCGAUCCAUCCAGCCACAUCCCAGGAACCGCCAAACUGGCCUCCCACUUUGGCUCCACUGCGUCUGGAACAUAAACAUCCAAUGAUUAAUCUUCCUCGCCGUUUCUCAAUUAAAGCCUUUACAUGUGUCCACUGGGCGAAAAUCAGCUCGUUACUGGUUCACUGUCCGGUUCCUCGUCUCCCUCUUUCCCUGUCGAGUGACGAUCCAUACCUCUUUCUUCGGUACAAUUCUCCCUUCCUGGAACGGGACCCUCUUUUCCGAUGGUGGAUGCUUUGGGGGUUAACGGAUUUCUCUUACUCAUGGCUUUCCCCUCCACUGACUGGCCUUUGGACUCAAGCACACCAUGGAGUCAACUGCAGCUCAGCCCCAACAAUAAUGAUGAGCAAUUCGGGUCUUGAAGUUUAG